Molecule: messenger RNA, 610 nt
Organism: Cricetulus griseus (Chinese hamster)
Lineage: Eukaryota; Metazoa; Chordata; Mammalia; Rodentia; Cricetidae
Source: RefSeq, a predicted model, not a curated record
CUCGCAGGUAGGCUUCUGGGCCACCGGAAGCGGCUGGCGAGCUGCGGCCGGCGGUGACGGGGUGUGUGCCGGUCAGGGUUAGGAGACGCAGGCAUGCUGCGUCCCAAGGCUUUGACGCAGGUGCUAAGCCAAGCCAACACCGGGGGAGUCCAAAGCACCCUGCUGCUGAAUAACGAGGGAUCCUUGCUGGCCUACUCCGGUUAUGGGGACACAGAUGCCCGGGUCACCGCGGCCAUCGCCAGUAACAUCUGGGCUGCCUACGACCGGAACGGGAACCAAGCAUUUAAUGAAGACAAUCUCAAAUUUAUCCUCAUGGACUGCAUGGAGGGCCGUGUAGCCAUUACUCGGGUGGCCAACCUUCUGCUAUGUAUGUAUGCCAAGGAGACUGUAGGCUUCGGAAUGCUGAAGGCCAAAGCCCAGGCCUUGGUGCAGUACCUGGAGGAGCCCCUCACCCAAGUAGCAGCAUCAUAAUAGAGUGAUGGAAGCUGGAGUCAGAGGACGGAUGGUGGAUGGGAGGAUCAGGGCCCUAGAGACACCUUACUGGACUGGUUACAGGAAGGUGGGACUCUGGCUUUAGCUUUUUUACAAAUAAAUUUCAACUCUUGCCUUG